Messenger RNA from Branchiostoma belcheri (Belcher's lancelet), 1400 nucleotides. RefSeq names its product NADH dehydrogenase [ubiquinone] 1 alpha subcomplex subunit 9, mitochondrial-like. Bases 15 to 1145 code for a protein of 376 amino acids. Gene Ontology annotation, molecular function: protein-containing complex binding. Gene Ontology annotation, cellular component: mitochondrion. The transcript is spliced from 11 exons. NCBI's taxonomy places the organism in Eukaryota, Metazoa, Chordata, Leptocardii, Amphioxiformes, Branchiostomatidae. The record is from RefSeq and is a predicted model, not a curated record.
GCCGAAAGAAGAAAAUGGCAGCCAUUCUGGUGGUCAGAAGUGCCGGAUUGGCAGGCCACCAGCUGAGCCCUGUAGCCGGGGUGGCAGUCCUGCAUAGCCGGGGUGUCCACAAUAACGUGAUCCCGACCGGUGCCCACGUGCCGCGGGGGAGGGGAGGGCGCUCGUCCUUCAGCGGUAUCUGUGCGACUGUGUUCGGAGGCACCGGCUUCCUGGGACGAUACGUCAUCAACAAGCUUGGUCGGGAUGGCAGUCAGAUCGUGGUUCCACACAGAUGUGACUGGUACAAGACUCUGUACAUGAGACCUAUGGGAGACCUGGGCCAGAUCGUCUUCUCUGAGCUGGACGAGAGAGACCCUGAAUCGUACAGGAAGAUGCUGCAACAUUCUAAUGUAGUCAUCAAUCUCAUCGGCAGGGACUAUGAGUCCAGAAACUUCAAGUUUGAGGAGGUAAACGUUGACUUUGCGCGUAUGAUCGGCCAGCUGUGUCAGGAGGAGGGAGUGGAGAGACUGAUCCACGUGUCGUCGCUUAAUGCAGACCCAAACAGCGAGUCUAAACUGUACAGGACAAAGUUUGAAGGAGAGCAGGCAGUGAAGGAGGUUUUCCCAGACGUGACCAUCCUGCGGCCUGCACAGAUGUUCGGCAGGGAAGACAGGUUCCUCAACUACUACGCCAAUCUGCGUACAUUUGGAGGAGUACCUCUGAUCGGCUGGGGCAAGAACACCAUACGCCAGCCGGUCUAUGUAGGAGACGUAGCCACUGCGAUUAUCAAUGCAGCCAAGGAACGAGACACAAAGGGGAAGACUUUUGAGCUCGUUGGCCCCAACAGAUACUACCUGUAUGAUAUGGUGGAGUAUAUCUACCGAGUCAUGCACCGAACUCCCGUCAUCUACCCUUACCCAAAGUUCCUGUACAUGCUUGCGGCUAGACUUGGUGAGCUGAAGUGGACCCCCUUCAUGACCAGGGACCAGGUCAUCAGGGAUCAUCACACAGACCAGACCACCCCAGGUUUACCAGGUCUGGAGGAUCUGGGCGUCACUCCCACUAGUCUGGAGGCUGGGGCCAUCUCUGUUCUCCGCCGACACCGCAUCCACAGAUGGUACGAAGAGGCAGUGGACGAUGUAGAACCCGCGAAAACAGUCUCCUGAAGAAAAAAUGCAGAUUCCUUUUUGUGUUCAAUGAAAGAUAGCUCCAUUUAAAGAUGGAAUACAUGUUUGAUGGGUUCUUUUGCGUCAAACACAAGAGUAGUCUCCUGAAAAACUGCGACUCUCUUUUUGUGCCUCUCCUGAAUAAGUGCAGAUUUCUUUUUGUGUUUAUCUUGCAUAUAAAGAUAGACUACUUGCAAUCUUUGAUGUCAAACCCUAAGGAACCCUGAAAAAUAUUUCUCCUUGUUUUAACACAUU